CUGUUUCAAAAAUGAUCUGGAGUGCAAUCAAUUUAGAUGCAAAUGAAACCAUAGUUGUGGCUAAAGAUGUUUUAAUUGGAGUACUUUUAGAUGCAGCUUUUUUGGAAGUAAUAGGAAAAGUAGCACUUGCUAAAAUAACUGUUCUUGUCACAAAAGAUGUGAUAAAAAUAGAUAUAACUAAAUAUUUGAAAAAUAGAGUUGUAGAGAAUAGAGAGUUUUUACAUAAAAUAUUAGAAGAAAAACUUAAGAGAUUGCAACAAGCAUCUAGAAAGACCAUUGUUAAUGAUAAUAGAGAUAAGAUCAAUUUUGAAAAUGAACAGU
This is a messenger RNA of Dentiscutata heterogama, 321 nucleotides long. The record is from the annotation of a GenBank genome assembly. Lineage: Eukaryota; Fungi; Glomeromycota; Glomeromycetes; Diversisporales; Gigasporaceae.